GUGGAUGCCCAGGGUGGCCAGUAUGGCAAUGUACUACAAGCAGCCGCUCGGGCUGGGAAUGAAUCAGUUGUUCGCCUUCUCCUCGAGCGUGGGGCAAAGGUAAAAGCUCAGGGUGGCCAAUAUGGCAAUGCGCUACAAGCAGCUGCAGCAGGAGGGAACGAAUCGGUUGUGCGUCUUCUCCUUGGUAAUGGCGCAGAUGUGGCUGCUCGUGGGGGCCAUUGCGGCAAUGCACUGCAAGCAGCUGUAGUAAGGAGGAACGAAUCAGUUGUACGGCUUCUCCUCAAAAAUGGCGCAGACGUGAAUUCUCCGGAGGGCCGUUAUGGUACUGCCCUAUGUGCAGCGGUUCAUGGGCGGAAUGAAUCGAUAGCGCGCCUUCUCCUUGAGCACGGGGCAGAGCUGAACACUCAGGGAAAUACACUACACGAAGCAGCAGUACGGGGGAGCCGAUCGGUCGUGCGGUGUCUCCUCGACCAUGGGGCGAAGGUGAAUGCUGAGCAUAAGAGUUAUGGAAAUGCGCUCCAUGCAGCUGUCGUGGGGGGCGAUGGAUCGGUCGUGCGUCUUCUCCUUGAUCACGAUGCAGCCGUAAAUGCUCAGGGUGGCAGUUAUGGCAAUGCACUCCAAGCCGCUGCAGCGAUUGGGAACAAACAUGUUGUGCAGCUUCUCCUCAAGAGUGGGGCGGAUGUGAAU
Messenger RNA from Tuber aestivum (summer truffle), 687 nucleotides. The record is from the annotation of a GenBank genome assembly. Lineage: Eukaryota; Fungi; Ascomycota; Pezizomycetes; Pezizales; Tuberaceae.